CGGUCGGAGCCUCCAGCCCCGGAGCGCACACGCAUGUUCAGUGGACGCGGAUGGUGCGAAGCCCAGAUGAGGGACUCGGACGUCCGGGAAUGACAGCCGCUGUCACCGGGAGUGACAGCUUUCACUCUGAGCUACUCCGUUAAAAGUCUCCAAGUGACACUCAACACUUGAUCCGGAUCGGAUCCAGCCAGACCAGGACUAUGCCAGAGAUGGAGAAAGGGAGACCACCGGAAAAUAAACGCAGCAGGAAACCCGCGCACCCUGUGAAGAGGGAGAUCAACCAGGAGAUGAAGACUUUUGCAGAAAGCACCAUGAAUGAGCUCCUGGGAUGGUACGGAUAUGACAAGGUAGAUCUCAGAGAGUCUGAGGCCAAUGAGAUCCGAAACUACAGAGAACGGCGUCAGCAUGUGUCUGUGCUAAAAGAGAACUCGUUGCCAAAACCCAAGAGCCUGGACUCUAAAGUCAGUCACUCAGUCCUGGCCAUGAAGAGUGGAGAGAGAGAUUCCUCUAGUGUCCCAUCCUCUUCACCCUCCUCUUCCUCCACAAGUUCCUCCAUGACCACGCCCAAAGAGCACAAGAGUGCCCCUGUCAUUGUCCCCCUUAUAAAGCCAUCAGCAGUGGAAGAUGUACAGAAUGUGCAGAUAGUCUGUGUUUGGUGCCAGAAGGAAGGUGUCAAACGCUACUCGCUCUGUAUGGGAUCAGAGCUGAAGAGCUUCUGCAGUGAGAAGUGUUUUGCUGCCUGCAGACGUGCUUACUUCAAACGAAAUAAGGCCAGAGAUGAAGACCUCCAUGGUGAGAGAUCUCCCCAGCACACCCAUACAGAGGACUCGCCCAGACUGGUGCUGAAGAUAAACAGCAACGUUCGAUCUCUCUCCCCUGUACCUCAGGUCUGUGACUGGUGCAAACAUGUCCGCCACACUAAAGAGUACCUGGACUUUGGAGCUGGUGAGGAAAGACUCCAGUUCUGCAGCACCAAAUGUCUGAAUCAGUACAAGAUGGAUGUUUUCUACAGAGAAGCCCGUGCAGCUCUCACCAGCACCAGCUCAAGCCCGGGAAGAACCAGCCAAGAGGGGAGGUCUGACAGCGGUUCGACCGGGCAGAAGCUCCUCACCCCGGAGUCUUGGAACAGCAGCAACAAUGCAGGAGAAGCCCGCCAUAGAAAUCUUUCUCCUAAGGGUCCUGCACCAGUCCAUGGAUCGGCAGAAUCAACAUCUAUCUCCCCUUCAGAGGCAUCUUUAUCCUCUUCCUCCAAGGUCCCUGUCUCUGGGUUGAGGACCUUGGACAGGCCCAUUCAACCGCCGCCACCUCCCCCUGCUGUGGAAGUGUCACCCCACCCUGCUCCGAUCCCACCCCCACCUCCUCGUCCACCUUUGGAACAUCAGCCAGUACCUCAAAUCCCCAUGCCUUUUAUCAGACCUCCCCUUCAUGCUCAGGGUCUGAAAAGCCCCCUUACCAACCCUCCCAGACACCCAGGUCCCCCUUCCAGCCCAAUGCACAGGCCACCUCAUUCCCCUCACCUGCAGCCCCCCACCUCCUCUUCCAUGAAUCCCCCUGGGCUGAUGCAUCCUUUUCCGGGAGCUUACUUCCCGGGCUUGCACUCGCCUCCUCUCAACAUGAUGCCUAGAGGACCUGUCCCAAUGCCUCCCAUAAUGAACUAUGGUAUUCCAUCCUUUAGUCCACUUCUACCCCAACCCACUGUCCUGGUGCCUUAUCCCAUCAUUGUCCCCCUUCCUGUCCCCAUACCCAUUCCUAUCCCAAUUCCAGUUCCGUCUAAGACACCUCUAGAGACUCCAAGUCACGGUGGGGUUAUCCAGCCAGUGCCAGAGGGGGCAGACAGGGGUAGAUCCAGAGCUAACAGGUCACAAUCACCAGGGAUGUCCGAAGGGGAAAGCAGAUUGGUUGUGAACAAAUUAGGUGGAAUGUUGACUCAGGGUCUCCCCUCACCCAGCGCCUCCAACACAAAGGAUGUGGAUUGGGUCAAAUCAGAGAGGCCAUUCCCUUCUCCAUCAUCCACACCCCACAGUGACGCAUCCUCCCCGAGAGCACAGUACAAUGAAUCGCCCUGCUCUGGUCCAGGGUCGGAGGGUCUGCCAGACUAUAAGCAGCAGCAGCAGCAGUCGACAGAGCGGCACGUCAUUCAAAGGGUUCUUCAGCGAACCCAAGUGAAGAUAGAGCCCAGUGCCAAUGGUGUGGUUGACCUAUCAGGGCUGGGGGAGCCAGGAACUGGGCAGGGUACCAGAUCAGGGCUCCACGACAUUAUCAGACCCACUCCCCCUCUACCACAGUCCCCUUCUCAUGACACUGUCUACCAUCACCAGGACUCCAACACCCCACGUUCGCACACACCUCCCAGCCCAACAGGGAGCAGUCAUCCCUAUGAUGCCCCACCCUCUGCACUGAAAUCUCACGAAAAUGGUCCAAACGGUUUGUCCUCAUCAUCCACACCAGCCAGUCCGGACUCCUCCUUACCCCAUCGAGCAGCAGUAGCACCACCCCCUGACCCCUCAAUUACUGAGCUGGAGGCUAUCAAAGAGAACAAGUGUUCAGUUGUUGGUGCAGUACGGGUUGAAGGCCCACUCAGUCAGUCAGAAGAACCCAUAGCAGUAGUAGGAGAGGUAGGAGAAGACCCCCAUGUUCCUGAUGAGGACCAUGCCUAUGCCCUACCCACAACGCCAAAGACAGGUGGGACCACCACCCCGCUGCUCUUGCCCAAACUCAGGGACAAGGGUAGCCUGCGGAGCCCUGCUAACAUACCCAACGCCGGUGACAUGGAGCCAGCUUUGAAGCGGCGAUGCCUACGAAUCCGCGAUCAGAAUAAGUAGAGGAUGGAGACUCCCUGUUAAACACUGUAUGGCAGAGCCAGAAUCAGUGCCACGCCCUCUUGUGGACAACACCAGUGCUAACACCCUCCAGCCUGUUCCUCAGCCUGUCAGCCCACCAGAGUGUUGCUCUGCCUGUAGACCAGCAGGGUGCCAACCCAGGAAGUAGUCCAGAUGGCCAUAUUAUCACAAGCAACAUGGGGAAAGUACCCAGCACAGUCACACAUUUUGUCUUGGACCAAAGAGUAUUGCUGGUUAAUGUGUUACUUUGUGUUUGGUGAGCAUGUGAUAUGAAGCAUCUCAAAUCUUCUACCUGUCUGACAUUGCCCUAAAGUGUGUCUGACUGUGUGUUUGUGUGAGUUAGCGUGGCUGCCCAGAUGCGCUCCUCCUCCUCUCCUUACUCUGCACAGCAGACAAGGCUCAGAUCAGCCUUGUGUGGUCUUCUCAGAUGGAGCCUGAACAUGAUCUCUUUCCAGGGGAAACGGUUUGUUUUCUCUGCCCGGCUUUCACAAAGAGCCACAUUGUUCGUCUCCACAUAUCCCACGCUGACUCCCCACUCCAGGUUUUGGGUUACCUGGCCGACGGGGGCUCAGACUUCAGGAGCUUUUUUAUUUUUUUGACCGACAGCCAGGAAUAUAGUACACCCUCCACCUCCUCUCAGCCCAAUCUAAAUACGGUACACAGUAACACACUCGUUCAGAGGUUUGAUUCCUCACAACUGAUUGCCUGUGAUUCCUUACUGCACUCUCAUGCCUUUCAACCUCCCCUAAGGGAGGAGUGAAAUUCUGCUGCGAUUAAGACUUUAUUCUUGGGCAGUUUUCACACUGUGUGAAGAGUCUCAUUGGGUUUUAAAGACAGAAGACUGAGUAUAUUAUAAUAUAAUCUCUGAUGACAGAGGACGCUGACUCCUCUUAAACUACACAGAAGUAAAUCUACUUAGAAUGUAUGAGCGGGACACCUACUGAUAUACAGUAGAUGAGAUGGUCUGGGAACACUAGUCAUCCUAAUGACGCUGGUCCAUAAAUGUGGCCAUGUACAGACCCUCCCAUACCAUUUAUGUGAUCUGCCAAAUUUCAUAGCUACCCAGAAUCACUGAAUCACUUUUAGCACCAAGUGCCAUGCAUGUUCAUAGAAAUGGGAUAUCCUGAACAUUUGUGGCACUGAUUCAGAUUUUUUAAUCUUACUGGCUGAGCUCAGAUGAUUCUAUAAAACAGGCUUGUCAUUUUACCAAAUGUGGUAUUAUAUUCAACUGUCAAAUGCUGCAGUAUGCAGUGAUCAGUAUUACAGUUCCCUCUGUUGGGGAUACCUGAUGAGAUCUGAUACAGCUACAUCACGCUGAGGCUUUGUCAACACUUGUCCCAUUGUAAGACUUCAGCUUUUCUAGUUGAACUCUACACAGAUACUAUUUGAUGUUAUAUUAACUUAUGGAUGAUGCAUUUGUAGAUUUUCACAAAAAAGUGCUUUAUUUCUUCAUUUGUUUUUUCUUUGAUGAUUGUAUUUCAUGAGUGCUGAAGCUCUUCAAUCUCCCACCGUGUGUAUGUUUAUAUCCUGUGUUGCCACUAGAGAGCAAUGUUUGCCUUUGUAACUUUGCACCUGCCUUUUCCUGACAAAAGCAGAGCAGAGAAAGCACCAGGAAGUCCAUAUGACAACGAUGAUAAUGAAACCCACGCAGUUACACCGAACACAUUGCACUUAGUGCCAACUGACUGAUAUCCAAUGCCAACUAGCUGUGCUUUACCUCCACAUUUUGCUGCCAUUAUUUUAUUAUUAUCUCCGUAUACUGUUAAUCACAACAAUUUCAUACUGAGAAGUCAUAGGUUGCAGUCAGCUGCCCUUCAAAGCCUUUUUUACGAGGAGUUCAACCGUCCCCCGGGAUAAGUAGUCACCAUAACCCAGUCCUAGAAUAACUCCUAAUGUGACCCACCCCUGCCAUCAUUCCAAAAGUACAUGCCAUCCGUUUGUGUGUGUCUGUUUGUCUGUGUGUGUGCGCCUACAGCGGCAACAUAUUUCACUGUCUCCCCACUCAUUCCAGCCCACAUCCUCAUCACAGGUCAUGCCAUUAUGUGAGUGUCAUCCUCGGCUGGCCAGGGGACUUUUAUCAACAGCUUGUUUGAGUCAGUGAUGACAUCACUCUGUGUAAAUAGCUGUGGUGUCAACAAGUGGUCCUCUACUGUGACAUCAGAGGCCCAAAAAAGACAAUCGAGACUGCCAUAAUUGGUUUUAUUGCACAUUUUUAUUCAUUGCCAUUUCUGACUGAGAUGAGUUACAUUUGUUUAUUCAAUGUUUUGUCAAAAAAUGGUGUGAAUGUCCAACUUUUUGUUGCUUUUUUCACCUGAAAUCCAAAGGUACUUUCUGACCUCCCCCUGAAAAACAUUUAACUGAAUAGACUGUUUGUAUUGAAGAUAGAUUCUGUAACCAAGAGCUUUGGUGGAGACCUCUUUGUAAUGUAAAAUAAAUAAAAGUUAUUCUAUGA
This is a messenger RNA of Sphaeramia orbicularis (orbiculate cardinalfish), 5292 nucleotides long. Its product is annotated as sine oculis-binding protein homolog. Gene Ontology annotation, cellular component: nucleus. Gene Ontology annotation, biological process: animal organ development. The coding region runs from base 201 to 2822 and encodes 873 amino acids. NCBI's taxonomy places the organism in Eukaryota, Metazoa, Chordata, Actinopteri, Kurtiformes, Apogonidae. The transcript is spliced from 7 exons. The record is from RefSeq and is a predicted model, not a curated record.